Carcharodon carcharias (great white shark) is the source of this 2608-nucleotide messenger RNA. Its product is annotated as amine sulfotransferase-like. The record is from RefSeq and is a predicted model, not a curated record. Gene Ontology annotation, biological process: sulfation. The transcript is spliced from 7 exons. Gene Ontology annotation, molecular function: sulfotransferase activity. Gene Ontology annotation, cellular component: cytoplasm. NCBI's taxonomy places the organism in Eukaryota, Metazoa, Chordata, Chondrichthyes, Lamniformes, Lamnidae. Bases 163 to 1062 code for a protein of 299 amino acids.
UUAAAUAAGUCACAUGAUCUUUCACUUACAGGAAGAGAAACAAUAUAUUUCACAUUCAUCGCGAGUUGAAGCAAGGGAAGAGAAACAACGUAUUCCACAGUCAUCACGAAUUUAAGCUAUCAGCAAAUGAGAAGUGGAGACAGUGUUUAAGAUAAAUCCACAAUGGAUAACAACAAAGAAACCAAGCGAUCGUUUGAGUAUUUUCAACACAAUGGCAUCACAUUCAUUUCAUCGAUUCACUCAAUUGAACAACUUGAAUGGGUGAAAGAUUUCGAAAUGGAUCCAGAUCUUCCACUCAUCGUGACUUAUCCCAAAUCUGGAACUUAUUGGAUGCAGCAGAUUGCAAGUCAGAUUUUAAGCACUGGCAAUGAUGCUAACAGAAAAGGCAAGGAGCUCUAUCAUAAAGCCCCAUGGAUAGAGUAUUUUGGAUUCAAGCCAGGUUGGACUGACUAUCAGCUGUUGACAACACACUUGAACUACCACAUGGCUCCAAAUUGUGUGAAGAAUAAAAUGAUCAAGAUCAUUUAUGUUGCCAGAAAUCCCAAGGAUGUGAUUGUGUCAUCAUACCACUUUCACAAAUACAGUCAUUUCUUGAAGAAACCAAAGGAUUUUCAGGACUUUCUGGAGCAAUUUGUUGAAGGAAAUGUGUUUUAUGGAUCGUGGUUUCACCAUAUCAGAGACUGGUACAGCCAUAAAGAUGAACUCAACAUCUUGUUUGUGACAUAUGAGGAUAUGAAGAAAGAUCUCAGGAGUGUGAUAGAAAAAGUUGCAUCUUUUCUGAAUAAAAAGCUGGAUGGAGAAACCUUGGAAUCAAUUUUGGAACAUUGCACUUUUAAGUAUAUGAAGGAAAACCCUGAAACAAACUACCAUGAAGCAUCAGGGUUGUUCGAUGCUGACAAAGGCUCUUUUUAUAGGAAGGGGAUUACUGGAGACUGGAAGAAUCACUUUCUUGUGUCUCAGAAUGAGUGGUUUGAUUCCAUCUACAAGGAGAAGAUGGCGGACAUCCCAGUGACAUUUGACUAUGAUAUUGUUGAUUUGAUUUAUUUCCCAAACAAGCAGUAGAUUUAAAUGUUGACACCCACUUGAUUCCCCACACUUCCAUGUCUCUACUUCCCACAAAUACCUUUAGCAGUGCUCAUGCUGAUACUCUACACUUCAAAUAGCUCCUGAACUCACUUGCCUUCCACACCUUUGUCUAAACCUGGACAUCAGUUCCUUGAUGCUCUAAGCUGACUCCUCCACCCUAUGUACAAGUAAACCACACCCCACCAUGGCACCUUUAACUUCAACCGUUGUCUCGCUCUUCUGGUCUCCUCCUUAUUUUCUACCAGAACAUAUUUAUCCAAAUCAGUGCCAUACCUAUGUAACCAGCCUUUCCAAGUACAUUUGCAUGAGCAUUUUGGCUUUUGUCCUUGAUCCUGCACCUGUGAUUAUCAAUUUGCCUUUUAUUUCUCUCUUUAUAUAUUUUGGGACCUUCUCUUUUGUCUCAUUGUUUUCCUAUUACCCAGCCAUGCCUAUUUUCCUUUCACCCCUCACAGGUACUUUGCCUCACAAAUCCCUACCCCAACUUUUAGUUACAUUAAAUCUUAUUGCUUAAAAGAAAAAUAAUGUAGGUGUUACUGUAGAAUGCUUUUAAGUUAUGCAGGAAUGGUUGCUCAGUAGAUUUUAGAAUCCAAUGUUCCCUGCAAUGAGGUUGCUCACAAGGAUGGCAUCUCUGGAUAUCACUGGUGUACAGUCCAUGAUUUUGGGUGCAUUCAUUUUAAUGGCCUGUGCUUUCCUAAGGUGCAUUUUCAAUGAGUGCCACUCCUUAUUAGGAAUGUUGUAUCACAGAAUCACCCAAUCUGUUUUUGGGCCAGGUUUGAUAUUAUACUGAAAUAUAUUAACAAUUUCAACAAUAUUAUGCAUGUAGAAUAAUCUGUUACUAAUUCUAAAUUUGUCAUAUAUAUUGGAAGUCUUAUUUAAUGUUUAAUCUGGCAAAAUUUAUUUUUAGUCCUUGACCAUAAAAACUCACCUACUGCCAUAUUAUGCUUGACUCUCUCUUGGAUAAGCUCACAGCUUCUCAGUAUGUAUUUGAGACACUUGCUGCUACCUCCUUAUGAGUAGCAAUCUCAAAUGCCCUGUUAAGGGGAAGAAAGUAGUAUUGCAUAAUAACGGAAUGAAUUACUUAAAUUAGAAUCUACAGGCAGGCUAGCGCAAACCAGUACAUCAACAGUUAAACCAGAUGAACCUUCUACACUCUCAGACUUUGUACACCCUCAGGGUUUGCAAUCACCAGCAAGGUCCUGGGAGUUAGACUGGAGCCUUAGUUUAGAAAACAAGUAAGAUUAAGUGUGCCCUUCAACAAAUAUGGGAAGGACAGAUGGUCCCAGCUUAGAUAGGAGGGAAGGCCUCGGCCUGGGUGAAAAUAGGGACAUACGAUGCAUGUACCAGAGAUGUCUGUUUAAUGUAAACCUAUAUGUUGAUGAGAUCAGAAUCUGAAGAAUGUUCUUGUACGCGACUAAUAAUGUAUAAAUAUGGUGAAGACUUGUAAUUUAGCAGAGUGCUGUCUCAAGCUGUCUUGAGAUGGUUCUCUCCUUGCAAUUGCUUGAAUAAACGAUUGUGACCUGUA